Molecule: messenger RNA, 654 nt
Organism: Cercospora beticola
Lineage: Eukaryota; Fungi; Ascomycota; Dothideomycetes; Mycosphaerellales; Mycosphaerellaceae
Source: RefSeq, a predicted model, not a curated record
AUGCCAGCCCGCAACCGGGAACUCACCGUCCCGUACGAGAAGUACCCCUUGAUGCGCCUCGCACUCCACCAACUUCGCCUCCACUACCCAACGCUGAAUAGCCCAGCCCGCCUCGAUAUAUUCAACGCAAUUUUUCACGACCAGCUCGAAGAGGAAGGGUUCGAGGACGGGAAGGUGACAAGCCACGACAAGCUCGACAGCCAGUAUCGCGAAUCUAGGAAGGAAAAGAACAAGCAGAAGUGGUCCGGUAUCAUCAAGCAUCAAGAUGACCUCGAUGACGAAGAUUUCAAGGUCUAUCAGACAAUGAUGGCCUUGAUCAAGGUCAAGGGGCGAGAGCUUGGCAAGGAGAUGGUGUCAACUGGGAACGGAUCGUCCGAUGAGGAGGAUGAGGACGAAGACGACGACAGCGAAGAGGAUCAGCCAAUCUUCGAGUCAUCGGUCCAUAUGAAGAACGGUCGGACUUACCCUGCUGGCGACAUCGGACUGGCUCAGAAGUACAGUGGCGCCGGCAGCAGCGGUGACACGAUGAGGUUGUACAAGACUUACGCUGGCGAGGAGGAUUCGGGCGACGAUGGAGCUCCAGGACCGAGCAGGAAGGGAGUUGCGAAGAAGGCGAAGAAGGGAAAGAAGGCAAGUGGCAAGAAGGGCAACUGA